Molecule: messenger RNA, 1506 nt
Organism: Boleophthalmus pectinirostris (great blue-spotted mudskipper)
Lineage: Eukaryota; Metazoa; Chordata; Actinopteri; Gobiiformes; Gobiidae
Gene: irg1l
Product: immunoresponsive gene 1, like
Exons: 6
Coding region: 22-1506 (494 amino acids)
Molecular function (GO): lyase activity
Source: RefSeq, a predicted model, not a curated record
GCAAGACUUUAUUCAGAAGCAAUGAUCUCUACACUACAGAAAACCCUAAAAUCAGUUUUAGCUGUCAGAAGACUCCACAUGUCUGCUGCUAAAGUACUGGAACGCCCUUUCCCUGAGCCCACAGUGACCAGCAGUUUUGGCAGAUUUAUCAGUGAGGUGAAGCCCCAGCACCUGUCCCCCAUUGUCCUGGAGCGCAGUAAGAGGAUGGUCCUGGACAGCAUCGGAGUGGGCCUCAUUGGAUCCACUACAGAGGUCUUUCAGCUGGCUCUGCAGCACUGCCAGCACAUGUACGGCCCAGAUGAAGUCAGCUCCGUGUAUGGACGCAAGAGGACCAGACUUUCCCCAACAUUAGCUGCCUUUGUAAAUGGAGUUGCUACUCAUUCCAUGGACUUUGAUGAUACAUGGCACCCCGCUACUCACCCUUCCGGAGCAGUCCUGCCUGCUGUGUUAGCGCUCAGUGACAUGAUGCCAGUCAACCACAAACCCACCGGCCUGGACCUCCUGCUGGCCUUCAACGUGGGCAUAGAGAUCCAAGGACGACUCAUGAGAUUCUCUAAUGAGGCCCACAACAUUCCCAAGAGAUUUCACCCUCCAAGUGUGGUCGGAACCAUGGGCAGUGCUGCAGCCUGUGCUCGACUGCUGUCUUUAGAUGACUCCCAGAGCAGUCAUGCUUUGGCUAUAGCUGCCUCUCUGUCUGGGGCACCCAUGGCCAAUGCUGCUACCCAGUCCAAACCUCUUCAUAUUGGCAAUGCAGCACGUUUAGGGCUAGAAGCUGCUUUGCUAGCCUCUAGGGGACUGGAAGCGAGUGCACUUGUUUUGGAUGAUACCCCAGGUGUAGCAGGAUUUAGUGCUUUUUAUGAAGAUUAUGCUCCACAGGCUUUGGAGAUGCCAACAGAAAAUAGCCAGUUUUUGUUAGAGGUGCAGGACAUGGGUUUUAAGCGCUUCCCGGCUCAUUUGGGGAUGCACUGGAUAGCAGAUGCUGCAGCAUCCAUCAGUAAGCUCUUGGUAGGGGCUGGUCUUGGUACAGUGUUACCAGGCCAAGUAAAGGAAAUCCUCAUCCGAGUGCCUAAAUCUAAAUACAUUAACAGACCAUUCCCUGAAUCAGAGCAUGAAGCACGUCACUCUUUCCAGUUCAAUGCCUGCUCUGCUCUGCUGGAUGGGGAAGUGACAGUCCAGUCUUUUACACCAGCUGCAAUCAAACGCUCCGAGCUACAUGCUCUGCUGAACUGUGUCCGAGUAGAGCACCCCCAUGACAACGUGGCCAAUUUUAACCUGAUGUACGGAGAAGUGCAGGUGACGCUGAGAGGAGGGGAUGUCAUGACAGGACGCUGUGACACUUUCUAUGGUCACUGGCGUAACCCUUUAACUAAUGAAAGUUUAAGAAAGAAGUUCAGGAGCAAUGCCACAACAGUCCUACCAUCAGAACAAGUGGAGGGGCUGAUUGAAGUGGUAGAAAAUCUGGACCAAAUGGAAGACUGUGCUGUCCUCUUGUCAAAACUGCAGUAG